Bemisia tabaci is the source of this 2162-nucleotide messenger RNA. RefSeq names its product ATP synthase subunit alpha blw, mitochondrial (gene blw). Gene Ontology annotation, molecular function: proton-transporting ATP synthase activity, rotational mechanism; ATP binding; ADP binding. The record is from RefSeq and is a predicted model, not a curated record. Gene Ontology annotation, biological process: proton motive force-driven ATP synthesis; proton transmembrane transport. Lineage: Eukaryota; Metazoa; Arthropoda; Insecta; Hemiptera; Aleyrodidae.
CCAAAAGUUACGACCAAUGGGAGAGCUAGCGACGUAAGGCACUCUGGCGGCGAGUUAAGAAGCACUCUCCUCCCCCAUCUUAUCUUGCAUUUCGUCGGCCUCUUUACCUUCGUAGUUGCAUAGGUUCUGAAAACUCGAAAAAAUGGCAUAUUUGUUAUCACGUGUGGCUGCUACCGUAGCCAAAGAAAUCUCAACAUCUUCACACCAAUUAACCAACCUAUCAUGGCCAGUCUCCCAACUUGCUCAACGCAAAUUACAUGUAUCAUGCUCUCAACGAGCCGCCGAAAUUUCCUCCAUCCUCGAAGAGAGGAUCUUGGGAGCUGCACCCAAGGCCAACCUUGAAGAAACUGGCCGUGUAUUGAGCAUUGGUGAUGGUAUUGCCCGUGUCUACGGUCUGAAGAACAUUCAAGCCGACGAGAUGGUGGAAUUCUCCUCUGGUCUUAAGGGUAUGGCCCUGAACUUGGAACCUGACAACGUUGGUGUUGUCGUAUUUGGUAAUGACAAGCUUAUCAAGGAAGGAGACAUCGUCAAGCGAACUGGAGCUAUCGUAGAUGUUCCUGUUGGUGACGACAUCUUGGGACGUGUUGUUGAUGCCUUGGGUAACCCCAUUGAUGGCAAAGGUGCACUUUCAGGCAAGCAAAGGUUCCGAGUUGGUAUCAAGGCCCCUGGUAUCAUCCCCCGAGUAUCCGUCAGAGAACCUAUGCAAACUGGUAUCAAGGCUGUAGACUCACUGGUACCAAUUGGUCGUGGUCAGCGUGAGUUGAUCAUUGGUGACAGACAGACUGGUAAAACUGCCCUAGCCAUUGACACCAUCAUCAACCAAAAGAGAUUCAAUGAUGGAACAGAUGAAAAGAAGAAACUGUACUGUAUUUACGUUGCUGUUGGACAAAAGAGGUCAACUGUCGCCCAGAUUGUGAAGCGAUUGACUGACUCAGGUGCCAUGGACUACACCAUCAUUGUCUCUGCCACCGCCUCUGAUGCUGCUCCUCUGCAGUACCUCGCCCCUUACUCAGGUUGCGCCAUGGGAGAAUACUUCCGUGACAAUGGCAAACACGCUUUGAUCAUCUUUGAUGAUUUGUCAAAACAAGCUGUAGCCUACCGUCAAAUGUCUCUGUUGCUGCGUCGUCCCCCUGGUCGUGAGGCCUACCCUGGUGAUGUCUUCUACCUUCACUCACGUCUGCUUGAGCGUGCUGCCAAAAUGAACGAGUCCCUCGGAGGUGGUUCCCUCACUGCGUUGCCAGUCAUUGAGACCCAGGCUGGUGAUGUGUCCGCUUACAUUCCAACCAACGUUAUCUCCAUCACUGACGGUCAGAUCUUCUUGGAAACUGAAUUGUUCUACAAAGGUAUCCGACCAGCCAUCAACGUCGGUUUGUCUGUAUCUCGAGUAGGAUCUGCUGCCCAAACCAAGGCCAUGAAACAGGUGGCCGGUUCCAUGAAAUUAGAGUUGGCUCAAUACCGUGAAGUCGCUGCCUUUGCCCAGUUCGGUUCUGACUUGGAUGCUGCCACCCAGCAACUGUUGAACCGAGGUGUCCGAUUGACUGAACUUUUGAAACAAGGCCAAUAUGUACCCAUGGCCAUUGAAGAUCAAGUAGCUGUUAUCUACUGUGGUGUACGAGGAUACUUGGACAAAUUAGACCCUGCCAAGAUCACCCAGUUCGAAAAGGAAUUCUUGCAACACAUUAGGACAAACGAGAAGGCUCUUCUUGAAACGAUCGCAAAAGAAAACACGAUCAGCGAGGCCACCGACGCCAAAUUGAAGUCUGUUGUAACGAACUUCCUUGCUGGUUUCAAUGCCUAAAUUUCUUGUUGAUACUUGUAAAUUAUUUAUAGUUCUUUUUUAAAUUUUAAACCUGUCCUGAACUCGCAAGUUGUUAAUAUUAUCAGUGAUCGUUCCAACUACUCUGUAAAAUAAACUGCAUUUGUUCUGAAUCAUUUUAGAAUCCACUUGGAAAGGAAGUAAGCCUCAUGUUGCUGUAAUUUAAUUGUAUGCUGUAAUAAUUUCUGUGAAAUUACUUGCAAGCUCACUCCGUACCCUCUCACUCAAUUUUUUUUUUUUUUUAAAACCAAGGCAUUAUUGAUUGUUCCAACUGUUAGCAACGUUAUCGUAAUUAUUAAGAUUUGUACCGAAUUCGAAUAAAUGAAUGAGUCGUUUUAAGUUUGUA